AUGGCAGAGACACUACUCAACGCCGCUGGCAAACGCAUGUUUUCGAAACAUAUGGAGUCGUAUCGUGCUACGGACCCCUUGUACGAGGAGUACACCGACGCGAAGGGUCGUGUGAAGAGGCGCAAGCGCGACCUGCCGACUGGAUUGUCCGACGCGGAUCUCAAGAUUCUGCGUUCAGUCAAUCGUCGUGCACACUACCUCGACAAGGGGUUCAGGAUUUGCGGGGUGCGGUUUGGCUGGACUUUCAUCAUCGGUUUGAUUCCGGGCGCGGGUGAUGCCGCUGACGCCGUGCUCGGAUAUACUCUUGUGAUCCGCAAAGCGAAGAAAGCCGAUCUACCCGGAUGGUUGAUUCAGCGUAUGCUGUUAAACCUCGCUAUCGGUACUGGCGUCGGCUUUGUGCCUAUCGUUGGUGACGUCGUUUUGGCGAUGUGGAGAGCCAACUCCCGCAACGCCGCUCUUCUCGAGGAAUUCCUUCGUCAACGCGCUGCCGGGAACACUGACGACAAAGGGAAGACCAUCAAGGGAAAGAAGAAAGCAGGUAACCCCGCCCCGGAAAACGGCCGGCCCGCGCCCACUCAGCCCAGCGAGGAGGAAGUUCCUAGCGGACAUGCCACCGGCGCGAAGGCCACAGCUCGUCCGGGCGCAUCGAGGAAUGCUUCAGAGUCCGGCCCCGCGAGGAGCUCCAGCGGGAGCAGCAGGCGAUGGACCCCGUGGCGCCGGACACCGAGCAAGGAGAAGGAAGUGGCCGCAACCACCCAAAGGCGGGACAGUAGGAAGGUCUAG
Molecule: messenger RNA, 783 nt
Organism: Peniophora sp. CBMAI 1063
Lineage: Eukaryota; Fungi; Basidiomycota; Agaricomycetes; Russulales; Peniophoraceae
Source: the annotation of a GenBank genome assembly